AUGAGCGCGAACACCUCCAGUUUCGCGAGCUUCCGGCCAAAGCCCAAGCCUGCUCAGGAACCAUCCAAAAACCCCCAACAACAUGGCAAAUCUGAUGAGACAUCAAAAGAAAAACACCAACGCAGAAGAAUGUCGAAAUCACCAAGCCGACAGAUCCGGGAAAAAGACGCGUCUGCAAAUAAGUCCUAUUUCAGUGAUCGACGAGGAGACGCGGACGUGCUACGAUAUGGUACCUUGAACCGUUAUGAGAUCCCACCUUACCGUCGCUACGGCCAUGGAUUCGUCUUGGGUCUUUCAUUGCGACAGAAAAUUGACCGAGAAUUAUCUACGGAUAAGAAAAUAUAUGUGUCGCCUGCCACAGGCCGACGUCAACAGCGUCUGCUCACAGACAAAUCUACAAAGCGAUCAGGUGAACGUGCGCUGCGUCUAGUAAAGGCCGGCGGCGAUGCAUCAGAUCUCAACCAAGACUUUGUGCUCUUGUCCACAACUGGCAAAAGGAAGCGCCAUGACAGUGAUGAUGACGAUGAAGACGACGACGAAGGAACACCGGAAUUUGACUAUCGAGGAAUAGAAGAGGCAAAGUCUGCAGAGCCAGCUGACCCCGAUACGCAGUAUGAGUCUGAUGUUGAUGUUACAUUUGAUGCCGAAAUUACUCGCACCAACUCGAGACUGGCAUGGCACACCAAAGAGCAUCCUGAAGAUGUCUCAGGGUGGCUGGCGCUGAUCGCUCACCAGGAGGCCAUGCUGAAGCUUGAGCGGCCGUCUGCGGAGUUGACAGUUUCUGACAAAGCCCAUCUUGCCGACAUACGCAUCGACAUAUACACGGAAGCCCUUAAGAAGAUCAGUAAAGACCCUGAGAGCCAGCUGAAACUGUACAAAGGGCUCUUGAAAGAGGCCGAAAGAGCAUGGGAUGGGGCCAAGCUGGCCAGUAAAUGGAAGGACGUUCUCACAAAACAUCCAGAGAGCGUUGAACUGUGGAUGAUGUAUCUUGACUUUGUGCAGUCGCGAUUUACAACUUUCAAGUACGAGGAUUGCCGAGCGAUCUUCUUCAAGUGCAUCGAAACUCUCACGGCAAGCACACAGCAUAUUUCACAUGCGAGCAUGCUGCACAUACUGCUGCGCCUUACAUCCAUGACGUAUGAAACCGGAUAUCAAGAGCUCUCGGUAGCAAUUUGGCAAGCCUUGCUUGAGUUCCGUAUUCUACGGCCCGCAGGGGAUGCGACCAUUGAAUCAUUUGAGAUGUUCUGGGAUAGCGAGGUAGCACGCAUUGGCGAGCCGCAAGCAAAAGGGUGGAAGCAUUACAGUCCAGAAGACGAACCUGCAUCGCUCGAGUUCGCCCCCUUGUUGGAAAAAGACUCCUCAGACUCGUUCUUUGAAGAUUUCGAAAAACGCGAAACGGAAGCUACAAGGCGGCUUGUGAUGCCAGGUCGCACAUCUGAUGAAAUAGCGGAGGACGAUGCCUUCCAUACCAUUCUCUUUGACGAUAUAGCACCAUAUCUGAAGCUAGUCCCUGAAGAUUUGCCGGCAGAACUGCUUGUGGAUGCCUUUCUAUGCUUUUGCGGACUACCUCCUAUGCCAAAGUCGGGCGCGCAUCAGCAAAGCUGGUGGUCCGAUCCUUUUCUGCAACGCUACUGGUCAUCGUCUCCCGUUAACGGAGAUGAAUCUUCCAACUUUACACAAACGCUCAAGCACUUCUCGAAUUGCCCGUCGAGAAGUUUUCAGAUGACAACUGAGCUAUUGUUUGACCAAUGUUUCUCUACCAGUAGCAUUGGUCUAGACACCGAUUUUAUCAGACGACUGCUCAAACUCGUGGCCUCAGAUACAUCGAGCGACGAUGUUCUUGGAGAGUAUCUUCUUGCAUUUGAACAUCGGCACUACCCUAACGAGGCCUUCAAAACAGCAAAGCGACUACUAAAGGCACGGCCAUCGAGCUUGUGUCUAUACAAUGCUUAUGGAUUAGUCGAAUCUCGGCUUGGAAAUUCAGACAAGGCAGAUCAGGUAUUUCGUAUGGUGCUUGCUAUGCAAGCCGGUAACUCGAAGGAAUUGACUCCUCAAGUAUUGGAACUCCUAGACACCUGGGUCUGGGACGCUCUUCGUAGAGGAGAGAGAAACGUAGCUCUCUGGCGACUCGUCUCACCACACGGCAGCCUUCCUGCCGAAACUUCAAAAUCGCAACCCGACUCAACUCUCAUAGACAGUACUCGUACAAAGCUCGCCGAAAUCAGCGAACAAGCCCUACUCGCCCAAGACCACACAACCGCAAUCCUCAGCACCUCCCUCUCCGCUCUCCUCCUCUACCUAACAAGCUCCUACUCCCCCUCUCUCGCCCUAAAUCUCCACUCCCACCUCUCCCUCUGGUUUACCUCCCACGCUGCGACUUCCUCCCCCUCCGCCGAACUCCAUGCCCAAUCCAUAUCCCGCCUCCUCACUUACCACACCACCCACGCCCCCAUCGUCAAACCCGCCCUCACCCGCUCAACCCUCGAGCCCCUCCUCGCCCACUUCCCAGACAACACCAUCUUGCUCUCCCUCUACGCCGCAAACGAAUCUCGCUUCUCAAUCGACGACCGCGUCCGCGGCGUAAUGCAUACCGCACUCCAGCGCACCGACGACCGCAGCAUAGCCGGCUGGGCAUUCGCGAUCCACUACGAGACGCUCCGGGGAGAAGUCGCAGGCUCGACGCAACAUUCCAUCCGCGCACUGUAUAAACGCGCGGUCGAAGGGAGCGCGAAGAAUUGUCCUGCGCUGUGGAAAUCUUACAUCAAUUUUGAACUUGCGCAGCUGCGGCGUCUGCGUGAUUCCCGACAGCUGCAGAACAAGAAGCCAAGGAGAGAUGGGAAGAAGAGUAAAGUUGAAGUUAGGUUGGAGGAAGCGAGGCAGAGGGUUAAAGAUACGUUUUAUGCGGGUUUGAGGAAUUUGCCGUGGUGUAAGGAGGUUGCUAUGCUUGCUUUUGGGGAGGCGGGGGGUUUGUUUGGGGAUGAGGAGAAGUGGAGGGUUGUUAGGGUGCUGGUGGAGAAGGAAAUGAGGGUUUUUGUUGAGGUGGAUGAUGAUGAGGCUUGGGGCGUUGCGAGGGAGACGGGGUGGACGGUUUGA
Bipolaris oryzae ATCC 44560 is the source of this 3093-nucleotide messenger RNA. RefSeq lists its product as uncharacterized. Lineage: Eukaryota; Fungi; Ascomycota; Dothideomycetes; Pleosporales; Pleosporaceae. Gene Ontology annotation, biological process: RNA processing; regulatory ncRNA-mediated post-transcriptional gene silencing; negative regulation of RNA catabolic process. The record is from RefSeq and is a predicted model, not a curated record. Bases 1 to 3093 code for a protein of 1030 amino acids. Gene Ontology annotation, molecular function: protein binding. Gene Ontology annotation, cellular component: catalytic step 2 spliceosome. The transcript has a single exon.